Molecule: messenger RNA, 1864 nt
Organism: Sclerotinia trifoliorum
Lineage: Eukaryota; Fungi; Ascomycota; Leotiomycetes; Helotiales; Sclerotiniaceae
Source: the annotation of a GenBank genome assembly
AGAUACCUUCAAAUUAGUGAAACUGGAUGCUUUUGAUAUGAAUGCUUGAUCACGGGGAGGAAAAUCCAAAAUUGGAGAUGAAAAGUUUGUGUAUGAUGAGGCAAACGACAAAUCCUACGGAUCCCCGGAAUCCUGUCAAAGCCAGACGCUCCUUAUAGAGGCGCUUCAUCUUGGGAUAGAAGCUUCAAAGAUGGGGAUGGACAUAGACAUGGACAUGGAAACAGGAUUUCUGGCGAGAAGGAUGUGCACAUCGAGGAAUUGGCAUCUUCAUUGUGGCUUGUGUGACUUGGAGACUGAUUUACCUUAAGAUCUUACCAUUUAGUGAAACGAAAAGGAAAAAGGAGAAGAAUCGAAGGAGGUAUCCUACAGUAAGAAGACUUUUAGAAUAUUGAGGUCACCGGUAACCUUAACUUUUUCCCCAUCAUAAAAAUAGCAUGUCGGCAAAACUUCAAGCUAAUUGCCGAUCUUCAGCCUUACCAAAUAAUUCUACUUCUACACUAAAAAUUCCAACGAACCAGACUAAGAUAGUCUUACAAUCCAGCCCAGCCCAGCCCAGCUUCACCCAGCUGUAACCUCCCUUUAAACACAUCUAUAAUAUUCCCACAACUCACUCCAUCUGCCAUCUACAAAAUGAGCGGUCCGGUUCUGGAUAUUCAAGCACCUGGCAUUCAAGCACAAGGAGAAGUUUUACAUAAUAUGCGAAAAGAAGUAGCCACUCUACUUGGUCGUUCCAAUCCCAGUUUCCCCGGCGCACAACCCGUCAGUUUCACUCGACGUCAUCUCGAUGAGUUGAUGCGCCAGGAUUAUUACGUCUGCGAGAAAUCAGAUGGUUUUCGUUACUUACUUUACCUGACCGAUGAUGAGAAUCGCGAGGAAUGUCAAUAUUUGAUUGAUAGGAGGAAUGAUUAUUGGUAUAUACCUAAAGGCGGACUACAUUUCCCGAUUCCUCAAAAUGUCGCGGGCUUUCACAGAGGGACAUUGAUUGAUGGGGAAUUGGUCUUGGAUCGAGCUGCAGAUGGGACGAUGCAGCCGAAAUAUCUGGUUUUCGAUUGUAUGUUUUUGGAUGGGAAUAGUCUCAUGAAUCGCACCCUCGAUAAACGACUGGCCUACUUUACCGAAAGGAUAUUCACACCUUACGUAGAACUUUUGAGGGAUUACCCGGAAGAAAAACAAUACAUGCAUUUCUUGAUGGAGAUGAAACAGAUGCAAUUUGGCUAUGCGAUGGAUAUGAUGUUUCGACAAAUCUUACCAAAUCUACCACACGGAAAUGAUGGAUUGAUUUUUACAUGUAGAGGGACGGAAUAUAAACAUGGAACCGAUCAACAUAUUUUAAAGUGGAAACCAGAAAAUGAGAAUAGUAUCGACUUUAAACUCGGUCUCGACUUCCCCGCCGUUCAACCUGAUUCCAUGGAUCUCGCAGAAGGGACUACAGAACCAUAUAUCGAUUACGACGCAAUCCCCAUAUGCAAUCUCUUGGUCAACGCGGGAAAUAACAGGGAUGAAUGGUAUGGAACUAUGCAUUUAGAGCCAGAGGAAUGGGAAAAGUUGAAAGCAUUACGAGAACCUCUCAAUGAUCGCAUAGUAGAAUGUUACAUGGAUGCCCAGAAGAGAUGGAGAUAUAUGAAAUUUAGAGACGAUAAGGAAGUGGCGAAUCAUACCAGUACGGUCGAGAGUGUGAUUGAAAGUAUCAAGGAUAGAGUUACGGAAAAGGAUUUACUUGCCGCUGCACCUAGGAUUAGAGAUGAAUGGAAGAAGAGAGAUGCACAAAGGAGAGCACCUGCAGCAACUUGAGUAUGAGAUGAAUAAGGAAUCAGUAUCACGCAGCUUUCCGAAAUGGCAAUGGGAUUUUUUCAUAUUUUUUUUU